UUCAGCUUGACGUUUCGAUCCCACAAUAAAGCGAAGCAAUAUAGAAACCGGAUUAAAUUCAUUAUUUUCCUACACAGUUCACUAUUUUGAGAUCACAUGCUAAGAAAGCUCGUGUUAAGUUCGUUUUACUAAAAUGGACACGUCAAGCACUGGCACUAGCUCGCCAGGUUUAAUGGCAUCGGCGCCGCUGUUGCCGCCGCCGAUGUUAGGCGGGCUAGCGCCCCCGAUGCCGCCGCAAGUGGCGAUGCCCCCGGUGCCCGGGUUAACUCCAACGAUGGCUGCGAUGCCUCCACCUAUGGGUUUUCCACCUAUGAUACCUCCGUUCUCGAUGCCUCCACCGGGGUUUCCACCAUUUAAACCAGAUUUAACUGCUCCAGCACCAGAAAUUGCUCCCAUUUCAAACCACACCAGUCCCUGGUCAGAGCACAAGGCUCCUGAUGGCAGAACAUAUUACUACAAUUCUGUGUCUAAGCAGAGUCUCUGGGAAAAGCCGGAUGAUCUGAAAACUCCUGCUGAGAAACUGCUUUCUGCCUGUGUGUGGAAAGAGUAUACAACAGAUGCUGGCCGGCUGUACUACCACAACAUUGAGACCAAAGAAUCCAGUUGGGUGGUGCCUGCGGAGCUGCAGGAGAUUAAGGAUAAGAUUGCUGCAGAGGAAGCUGCACAAGCAGCAUUAAACGGAGACCUGCCUCCCGGAGAGGUGCCUCUGCCAGGGUCUCCAGCGUUGCCCAGCACUGGCAGCUCGGCCCUUGAUGAAGCCAUGGCCAAGACCCUUGCGGCUAUAGACCCCUCUAUUGUCGGAUCUAUACCUAUACCAGAUGACAUUGAGCCAGAAGAUGUAGCGUCACCAGCUCAGGCCCCUGGGGAAGCAACCGACGCCGUGGCUGAGCCACAAUACAAGGACAAGAAAGAAGCUAUUGAGGCUUUCAAAGAACUGCUCAAAGAUAAAAAUAUUUCAUCAAACGCUACAUGGGAACAAUGCGUGAAAAUUAUAUCAAAAGACCCGCGGUAUGCCAUAUUUAAAAAACUCAAUGAGAAAAAACAAGCUUUUAAUGCAUACAAAACACAGAAGAUCAAAGAUGAGAGAGAAGAAUUGAGGUUAAAAACAAAGAAAAACCGCGAAAAUCUUGAAGAGUUCUUGCUGAGUUGUGACCGUGUCACGUCCAUGACAAAGUAUUACAGAUGCGAUGACAUGUUUAGCAACCUAGAGAUAUGGCGAUGUGUACCAGAGUCGGAUCGUAGAGAUAUUUUUGAAGACUGCAUAUUUACGAUAGCAAAACGCGAAAAAGAGGAAGCUAAGGCAUUGAAGAAACGAAACAUGAAAAUGCUGGCACAGGUUUUAGAGAACAUGAACGAGAUCACAUACAGCAGCACGUGGAGCGAGGCGCAGGUGCUCCUGUUAGAGAACUCCGCCUUCAAGAACGAUGUCAGUCUGCUCGGCAUGGACAAGGAGGACGCGCUCAUAGUUUUUGAACAACACAUAAAGAACAUGGAAGCAGAAUAUUUGCAAGAAAAAGAACAGCUCAAAAAAAGAAACAAACGGCAGCAGAGGAAAAACAGGGAUAACUUUUUGGCAUUGCUGGACAGUCUACAUGAGGAGGGCAAACUGACGUCGAUGUCGCUGUGGGUAGAACUGUACCCUGUGAUAUCGGCUGACAUGCGCUUCUCUGCUAUGCUUGGUCAAACAGGCUCAACCCCACUAGACCUAUUCAAGUUCUACGUGGAGAACCUAAAGGCGCGCUUCCACGACGAGAAGAAGGUCAUCAAGGAGAUCCUCAAGGAGAAGCAGUUCGAAGUGAAACCGGACACGAGCUUCGAGGAGUUCGCUACCGUGGUGUGCGAGGACAGCAAGUCUGCCGCCUUGGACGCCGGCAAUGUCAAGCUCACGUACAACUCGUUGCUAGAGAAGGCCGAAGCAAGAAACAAAGAGAAAAUGAAAGAGGAAUCCAAGGCCCAGAAGAAGACAGAAAGCGCGUUUAAAUGGGCACUAAGCGAAGCCAACGUGGACCACCAGCUGCCGUGGAGCGAAGUCAAGGAGAAGCUGGACCUGGAGGCGCCGGAGUUCGCCGCCGUGCCCAGUGAAGAGGACCGCCUUAGGAUAUACAAGGACUUCCAACACGAGCAGGAGGAGAGCUGCAUGCACUACCACCACCCGAAGCCGCGGAAGGCCAAACGGUCCAAGAAAAAGAAGCGUUCACACUCACAAUCUCUGUCGCCGUCCAAGUCGCGGUCGGGCACGCCGGCUGCGGCGCCGCGCUCGCCGUCGCCGUCGCCGGGCGCCGCGAGCGCCGCCUCGUGGACCUCGGACGAGCGCAGGCACAAGAAGUCCAAGAAGAAGCACAAGAAACCGCGCGACGAGCCUGCCCCUCGUUCGGCGUCGCCAGAGGAAGGCGGUAUUUCGGACUCUUCACCGCCGCCGCAAAAGAAGAAGAAGAGCAAGCGCAGCGCGCCCGCCUCCCCCGUCGCUGACCCCGACCACGCCUACAAACCCAAGAAGAAGAAAGAGAAACGCGACAAGAAGGACAAGGAUAGAGCGGCGGCCGGGGCGUCGGCGUCGGCGUCGGCGUCGGCGACGGCGACGGCGACGGCGUGGAGCGACGCGGAGCUGGAGUCGCGGCGCGCGGCGCUGCUGGCGCAGCUGCACGAGCACGAGGCGGACUGACGCAGCGUCACGCACGUGCGCAUCUACAACGCCUACCCGCCGGACCCAAAGCACUGGCCCCUAGACAACACUUCCUCGGAUCAAGAAUAAACUAACAUUGGGCAGUUUGGCCCGUCAUUAUCUUGCUACUUUCUAAACCCGUCUAGUCCCAGCACUUUUCCUUGACAUGUCAUAAUCAUAUACCUCUAAGGGUUUUUCAUACCCUCAGUAUAAAAUCGCAUGAGCGAUAAUCGCGUCCGUAAAACCUAGAGAUAACUUUUGCCUGUGACGUAUAUACGUUAAAACUGUAACAGAUUAGUCGUUUUUAGGGUUCCGUACCCAAAGGGUAAAAAUGGAAACCUAUUACUAAGACUCCGCUGUCCGUCUGUCACCAGGCUGUAUCUCAUGAACCGCGAUAGCUAGACAGUUGAAAUUUUCACAGAUGAUGUAUUUCUCUUGCCGCUUUCGUAUGCUAAAAGAUGAAAGUUGAGGACCCGCGCAAAAUCGCUUUUUCAUACAAACGUAGUCCUCAUUUUUCUCUCUGGAUAUUAACAUGAUUCAAAAUAUUUUGACACAUUUAGUUUUGUAUCAACCACAGCUAUGCGCACGUUUGAUUUUUUAAUUAUUAUAAAAAUUAGGAGCAUUUAAAAAUUUGUAUGAGUGUCAAUCUCUGGAUAUUGACAUUAUGGAAAACAUUAUAACAUAAUUUGAUGUAUAUUUACCAUAGCUAUGGUACUUACAUAUGCCCCUACGUUAGACUUUUUUCGAUUUUUUAAAUCCUGAAAAUGGGGACUACGUUUGUAUGAGGAAGCGGCCGUCCCCUUUCCUCUUAAUAUUCAUAGAUGCCAGUUAAGAGACAUGUUUUAGUUUCUGAUUAUUGUAAUUAGGUAGGAUUUUGUUUAUACUUCCAAUUAUUUGUAGAAAAUUUCAGAAUUCGAAUAGGGAGGAGUUUAAAUAUUACGUAACGCAAUUUUCGAAGAUUUUUGACUCAUGCAAAUUUGUGGUAUCUGCCUACAUCUGUCUAAAUGGGCGUGAUAAUAUGUAUGUAUGUAUGUAUUUGAUUUAUUAAAAAAAAAACAUUGUUACGUAACGCCUUGAUCCAACCCCCUCCCCCCACCUCCAGCCCUGUAACGCAUCGUUAAACGUUUUAGACCCCUCCCCCCAAAUUGCGUUA
This is a messenger RNA of Cydia strobilella, 3815 nucleotides long. It is a transcript of the gene Prp40, whose product is annotated as pre-mRNA-processing factor 40 homolog B. Gene Ontology annotation, molecular function: RNA binding; protein binding. Gene Ontology annotation, cellular component: U2-type prespliceosome; U1 snRNP. The transcript has 18 exons. Bases 134 to 2662 code for a protein of 842 amino acids. Gene Ontology annotation, biological process: mRNA cis splicing, via spliceosome. The record is from RefSeq and is a predicted model, not a curated record. Lineage: Eukaryota; Metazoa; Arthropoda; Insecta; Lepidoptera; Tortricidae.